AAUAGGUCCCCUUUAGCUAGGUACCUACUGCUUACCACCUAAGGCUUUCGGAUUUUAUGGAAUUCGAUGUUUAGCACGAAGUUGUGUGCCCUUAACGGAUUGAUCUAAUGUACUAGGUACAAUGUACAUGUACCUAUACCCCUCCAUGAGCCUUGCGCCUCAUGUCCUGGAUGAAGCUUCCUCAAUAUUGUAGGUAGCUCCUACACCUACACCUACAACAAUUAGCAGCCUAGGUAGUUGCGUUCUGGUGGUUACCUAGUUGCCUGCUUGCCUGAAGGAUGUUUUAGAUCUUAGUAACAAAUAAACGGUCAAAGAGUUUGGUCUGUGGCAUAAUCAAACUCAAUCUUUAAAACUUCCUUGAACCUUGUCACUCUUAACUUUCGUAAUUCAUUCCCAUCUUCUUUCACCAACGUCCUCGUCCGUACUAUCUUCCAACUUCACCCGUUUAUCUUCUCUCAAAAUGGCAUGUCCACACCUUGAUUCCAUCUCCUUGAGUCCUCCGACGCCAGCUCAGUCGGUCUAUCGUGAAGACUGCACCCAGUGUUUCGAUUCUAUUGAUGAGCCUCAAGGUCUCGAUGUUUGCCUACAAUGUUUCAAUGGAGGCUGUCUGGGUGUGAGAGCUCAUUCGCAGCUUCACCAUGUUACCAGUAGUCACCCUCUUGCUCUUAACAUUCGUCGAACUCGAAAGCGAGUCGUUAAAGAUGAACCUCCCGCGAAGAUGACCAAGCUAGCGAUCGCCGCCGAGACCGAAGCCGACCGCUAUGAUAUCACAACCACCGUUAGAUGCCUCGAGUGCUCUACGGAGCUCGACAAGACUAGCCCUAAGUUAGCACCCAUCGUCGACAGUGUCCUUAAAGCGAAUACAUUCUCGCGAAAAGAAGAGGUCAAAGCCUGGGAACAAGAGCUUACUUCUUGCGAGCAUAUCCUUCUACUGCAACAACACGAAAGCCGAAUACUUCAAAGCGAUUUAGGCCACUGUUCUAAGUGUGAACUCAAGGAGAAUCUGUGGUUAUGUCUAGAAUGCGGUAACUUGGGCUGCGGUCGAGCUCAGUUCGGUGGUGUAGGAGGCAACUCUCACGGCUUAGCACACGCUACUGAGUCGAAGCAUGCGGUUGCUGUCAAGCUGGGAUCCAUCAGUCCGGAGGGCACCGCAGAUGUAUACUGUUACCAAUGCGAUGAAGAGCGCGUGGAUGGCGACCUCGCAACUCACCUAGCACAUUGGGGUAUCAUACUCUCCAACCAGGUGAAGACGGAGAAGAGCUUGACCGAGAUGCAGAUCGAGCAGAAUCUACGAUGGGAAUUCUCUAUGACUACAGAAGACGGAAAGGAACUUAAGCCGUUAUUCGGACCCGGCUUGACAGGAUUAAAGAAUCUGGGAAACAGCUGCUAUCUCGCUAGUAUACUACAGUGUUUAUUCGAUCUUCCCGCUUUCCAGACACGGUACAAUAUACCCGAGGUUGACCUACCCAUCGUGUCCGACCCGGCUCAGGAUCUAGAAACACAACUUCGCAAGCUAGGGGAUGGCUUAUUAUCAGGCCGUUAUUCUAAGUCGGACACCGAUGUUGUGGCGUCCGAGAAUUCACCAGAGAUCCCUCAUCAGAAAGGGCUAUCGCCUAGCAUGCUGAAGCACCUCAUCGGCCGGGGUCACGACGAGUUCUCGACGAUGCGCCAACAGGAUGCCUUUGAACUUCUACAACAUCUUGUCAAACUCAUUACUAGAUCACAACACCCUGCUCCUCUCUCUGACCCUACUCAGCCUUUCAGAUUCGCGCUCGAGCAACGGCUGCAAUGCCUAAGUUGCAAGAAAGUACGAUAUACAACCAAUGAGCAGGACAGUAUCUUCAUCGAUGUACCCAUAGAAAAAAUACCGGCUGCAGAGGGUGAAGGGAUUCGCUACAAGCCAGUUUCGCUCAAAGAAUGUCUUGACAACUUCACGGCUCAAGAGGCGGUAGAGUUAACGUGUGCGUCAUGCGGAAGCAAGGAUGGGUUCACAAAGCGAUCCCUAUUCAAGACCUUCCCAACUACACUUAUAGUCAACGCGCGAAAGAUGACGGUGGAGAAUUGGGUCCCUCGCAAGGUUGACGUUCCUGUCUUGGUGGGGGAUGAGCCGUUCCCUCUCGACGAGUACCUCUCGUCCGGACUCCAGUCGUCCGAAGAGCCGCUACCUGAAGAGGAAGCUGCCGCUGCCCCGGCAUUUGUUCCCAACGAGGCUGCGCUAGAAGGAUUGAUGGCAAUGGGAUUUCCUCGCCCCCGCUGCGAGAAGGCCCUGCACGCAACCGGCAACUCAGACGCCAACUCGGCUAUGGAGUGGUUAUUCGGUCAUAUGGAGGACCCCGACAUCGACGAGCCUCUAGUUAUUUCAUCAGCCGCCCAGGGAGGUAGUGCCGCGGCGGAUCCCGAAAAAAUCGAAAUGCUUGGCGCUAUGGGAUUCGGUGCACCGCAAGCUCGCAAAGCUCUGAAGGAGACCAACGGAGACGUCGAACGUGCCGUUGAAUGGUUAUUUAGCCAUCCGGACGAGCAAGGCGAUUUUGGCGAGGAGGCUGGUUCGUCUACGGGAGAGAAGAAAGAGGCUACUCCCGCAGGUAGCGCAGAUUUACCAGCCAAAUUCCAGCUGCAGAGUAUCGUAUGUCACAAGGGCACCAGUAUUCACACAGGACAUUAUGUGGCAUUUAUUCGCAAACUGUUGGAUACUACAUCGCCCAAGUGGGUACUUUUCAACGACGAGAAGGUGGUCGAAGCAGGCGAUGUAGAAGAGAUGAAGAAGACGGCUUACGUCUACUUCUUCAACCGUAUAAACUGAUUGGGAGCAACGGAGUCUAGUGAACAGACGGGUAGGCGGGGACAAAUCGGUGUAUAUGGCAGUAGGUAGUUAGAGGCCCCUUCAUAGAAACCCAAGGAUUGAGGGAUGACGCAUCAUGACUUUCGAAGAAGCACAGGAAUUUUUUUAAAAAAAAACGAAAUAAAGACAUAGACAGUUGGUGGGAUGCUCAGUAGUUGACCGAGAUAGACAUGGGUACCUAUUCAUGUCGUAGAUUACCCAAGCUUAGUCCUGUUAUGUAUUA
Molecule: messenger RNA, 3062 nt
Organism: Annulohypoxylon maeteangense
Lineage: Eukaryota; Fungi; Ascomycota; Sordariomycetes; Xylariales; Hypoxylaceae
Product: ubiquitinyl hydrolase
Exons: 4
Coding region: 461-2800 (779 amino acids)
Biological process (GO): protein deubiquitination
Molecular function (GO): cysteine-type deubiquitinase activity; protein binding; zinc ion binding
Source: RefSeq, a predicted model, not a curated record